Molecule: messenger RNA, 2716 nt
Organism: Neoarius graeffei (lesser salmon catfish)
Lineage: Eukaryota; Metazoa; Chordata; Actinopteri; Siluriformes; Ariidae
Product: complement component C1q receptor
Exons: 1
Coding region: 142-1785 (547 amino acids)
Molecular function (GO): calcium ion binding
Source: RefSeq, a predicted model, not a curated record
AUUAUUUCCGGUUAGGACUACUCUCUAAACAGGAUGAGACUGUUUGAAUAAGGCAUUUCAGAGCUGAGCGCAUUAGAGGCCUACGAGUAGCAUCUAGUCCGGGAUAUGAUCUGGAUAUAAGUGCGUUAAAUCUGUGGGAAGAUGCUCUGCGCUCUGAUCGCGGUGCUGUGCGCUCUGUUGGCUGCUGAAAGAGCGACAUGUACCACUCGCCAGUGCACAGCCAAAGCCUGCUUCACUCUCCACACAGAACUUGUACUGUUUGAGAAAGCGAACAAAAACUGCUACGAAAACGGCGGCUAUUUGAUUACAAUAAGAGACUAUCAUGACUUAGAAGCUGUGAAGUCAGUUCUCGCGUUAGCCGGGAAGAUUUUGGUGCAGGGAAAAGUCUGGAUAGGACUGAAGCUUUCUAAAGGGAAAUGUGUGCUCAGCGACAAGGAGCUGCGCGGCUUCACAUGGAUCUCUGGCGCCUCGGAUUCCUCCUUCUCCAACUGGGGAAAGGAACCGAGCAGCACGUGUACGGAGGAUCGCUGCGUCACGCUCUCGACUGCAACCGGGGAACUCAAAUGGAGUGAUGGAUCUUGUAGAGAACCCGCGCUUUAUAUGUGUGUGUAUUACUUUAAAGGUAUGUGCAAACCUCUGCUACUUGCGGGACCAGGAGAGAUCAAUUACUCUCUUCCAUUUUUAAAAGUGCCACUUCAACAGCUUGGUGGUUUGACUAUGUUACCUCAUGCAACAUUCGCUGAUAUAAGCUGCGCUUAUGACAGUGCUAUGAACACUCGUGCGGUGUGUAAAGAACGGGGCGCACAAUUCGCUUGGGAAGAACCAGGACCUUUUUGCGCCUCGGCAAAGCGGAGUUGCAAAACCAGAAACGGAGGAUGUGAUCAGCUGUGCUUUGAUGAUGAUACCGGAGUGCGUUGUGAAUGUGAAAAAGACUACUACCUCGGCGACGAUCAAGUCACAUGUUUCCUGAAAGACGCCUGCCACGAUUCACCCUGCGAACACGGGUGCGCGUCAAAACCCACUGGGUUUACGUGCACGUGUCGAAAGGGAUUUGAGCUUUCCGAAGACCAGGUUAGCUGCAAAGAUGUUGACGAAUGUACCCAGGAUAUUUGCAAAGGUCAUAUAUGUCACAAUAACCCAGGGGGCUAUGAGUGUGAGUGUAAGAAAGGCUUUCAGUCCGUUGAUGGCAAGUGCGAGGACAUAGACGAAUGCGCAAAACCGGUGUGCGCGCGUCACGCCACGUGUCUCAAUUCUGAUGGUUCGUUCUCUUGUUACUGCUCUUCUGGCUUUAAGAAGUAUCAAGAGCAGUGUGUAGAUAUUGACGAAUGUCUGAAUCGGCCUUGUGAAGGUAUAUGCAGCAAUACGGAUGGCAGCUACACGUGUUCCUGUGGCCCAGGUUUCCGCUUAGCUGAGAACGGUAUUAGCUGUGUUCCGGAACCAAAGCGCACAACAACUUCACAUGAUUUCAAAAUAAUAUUAACUGAAAGGUUGGAUCAGCCUGCAGUAAUCACAGUCACGCCACGUUUAAGCACUGAGACGACUGCGGAAACGCACCAAAGCGUGCGCACAGAUGGCUCAGUUGUCGGGUCUUGGAUUCUGGUGUAUGCGUUGAGCACGGUGAUCCCCCUUCUCCUGCUGAUCACAGUCACUGCUGUUAUCGCCAUGCACCGCUGGAAUCGCUCACGCAAACACGCCAAGAAGAAAGGUGCUACAGCAGACAGCUACUGCUGGGUGUCUUCUGGAUACACAGCACAGUUAGAAACACAACGGAACAAAAUAUACUGACGAUGUUUGACGAGGAAAAAACAAAACAAAACCUGAACCACUGUUUUAAUUUUGAUGGGAAUGCAAAUUUGAUUUUUUUUUUUUUUUUUACAUACUAUCACUUCUACUUUGAAUUCUUUGGAUUUUUUGUAUCUUUGUGUUUUUGUUUAUUAAUAAGACUUGACAUUUGAUACAAGACAUUCUUACUGCAUCACUGAACCACUGAUCAAAUCACCUCUCCAAUAGCUCUGUAAUAAUUCUUUAUGUAAGUACACACACACACACACACACACACGAACCCUGGAUCUCACAAUGUGGUGUAGGGACUCUCAGGGAUCCUUUGCACACACAUAGCCAGCAGGUCCACAGUUAUCAUUUUCAUAUAAUGUGCUGAAUGUAGAGAUUACUAUAGCUACAUCAACUACAACUACUACUAUCAGCUACAACCAACAUUACAAAGUUAUACACUCUAAAACUUUUCACAGGGGUUAGAGCUUACUUAAAGGUUCUACCGUGAACUUGUUUUAAUAAACACUCACUUAGGGUUUUGUAAAGAACCUUUAAAGAUUCCCACUGAGAAACAGAGUUUUUUUUUUAUUUAACCUUUUUAUGGGUGUGAGUGUUGUAGCUGUCAUUUAAUUAUUAUACUUAUAUGCUUGGCUGAUCAGAGUAAUUGAAUGGGUUUCAGAUGAUACCAAUCACACCAAUGGUUUUCUUAAAGGAAGCUCCAGAACUUGAAAACAAGCAUAAAUAAUGUCAAGUUGAAGCUAAUUGUAGUCGUAAUGAAACUAGCAUUGUUUACAAAAUACAAAAUGUUUUAAAUCUAUCUUCGAACACGUUGUAAGUGGUUUUGGUUGAGUGGGUGAUAAAUUCAGGAAUCAAAAAUCUAUAAUGGCUUGAAGCGUUGUGCCUAAUAGUUGGGUUAUUAUAAUAAAAUAAAUAUUAGUCUCAA